UUUUUUACGCCAUUUUGCCGUGCUCCCUGAUACUGCAGAAGCUGUGUGCGCCCGUGGUUAUAUUUUGUGCGGAGUUUGCAGGAGGAUUACAACACGGGGAGCCCGGUACCAAUACACAGCGGUGCAGGAGACAUGAUGCAGAGUGGGGAGGUUCCUUCUGAGCAAGCGGCCGAGUAUGUUCCAGAAAAAGUGAAGAAAGCUGAAAAGAAAUUGGAAGACAAUCCAUAUGACCUUGACGCAUGGAGCAUUCUCAUUCGAGAGGCACAGAAUCAGCCAAUAGACAAAGCACGGAAGACGUAUGAGCGACUUGUUGCACAAUUCCCAAGUUCUGGCAGAUUCUGGAAGCUAUUCAUUGAAGCUGAGGUUAAAGCUAAAAAUUAUGACAAGGUAGAAAAGUUGUUCCAGAGAUGUCUCAUGAAGGUGUUGCACAUAGACCUGUGGAAAUGCUACGUGUCCUAUGUACGUGAAACAAAGGGAAAGCUUCCUAGUUACAAGGAAAAAAUGGCCCAAGCAUAUGAUUUUGCACUGGAUAAGAUUGGCAUGGAAAUUAUGUCAUAUCAGAUAUGGGUAGAUUACAUCAAUUUCUUAAAAGGAGUAGAAGCAGUUGGAUCUUAUGCAGAAAACCAAAGAAUAACCGCUGUCCGCAGAGUGUAUCAGCGAGGUUGUGUCAAUCCUAUGAUUAACAUAGAACAACUGUGGAGAGAUUAUAACAAGUAUGAAGAGGGUAUUAAUGUUCAUCUAGCUAAGAAAAUGAUAGAAGAUCGAAGUCGAGAUUAUAUGAAUGCUCGAAGAGUGGCUAAGGAAUAUGAAACUGUGAUGAAAGGUUUGGAUCGCAAUGCACCCUCUGUACCCCCUCAAAAUACCCCACAGGAGGCCCAGCAGGUGGAAAUGUGGAAGAAAUACAUCCAGUGGGAGAAGAGCAAUCCCCUCCGAACAGAGGACCAGACACUCAUAACAAAAAGAGUUAUGUUUGCCUAUGAACAAUGCCUGCUAGUUCUGGGGCAUCAUCCAGACAUCUGGUAUGAAGCUGCACAAUACCUUGAACAGUCCAGCAAGCUUCUCGCAGAGAAGGGGGACAUGAACAAUGCCAAGUUAUUCAGCGAUGAAGCUGCAAAUAUCUACGAGCGAGCAAUCAGCACUUUGCUGAAGAAGAAUAUGUUACUGUACUUUGCAUAUGCUGACUACGAGGAGAGUCGAAUGAAAUAUGAUAAAACACACAGCAUCUACAAUCGUCUACUUUCCAUUGAAGAUAUAGAUCCCACAUUGGUUUAUAUACAGUACAUGAAAUUUGCAAGGAGAGCAGAAGGUAUUAAGGCAGGUAGACUUAUUUUCAAGAAAGCACGGGAGGACACACGAACUCGUCAUCAUGUUUACGUUACAGCGGCCUUAAUGGAGUACUAUUGCAGUAAGGAUACAGCUGUGGCCUUCAAGAUUUUUGAGUUAGGAUUAAAGAAAUAUGGCGAUUUUCCAGAAUAUGUUCUUGCCUAUAUUGACUAUUUGUCUCAUCUUAAUGAGGACAAUAACACAAGAGUUUUAUUUGAACGGGUAUUAACCUCUGGAAGUUUGCCUCCAGAGAAAUCUGGAGAAAUCUGGGCGCGUUUCUUGGCCUUUGAGAGCAAUAUAGGAGAUUUAGCGAGUAUUCUGAAAGUGGAGAAGAGAAGGUAUACUGCCUUCAAGGAAGAGUAUGAAGGAAAAGAAACUGCUCUGCUGGUAGAUAGAUACAAGUUUAUGGAUCUGUACCCCUGCUCCAUGAGUGAACUCAAAGCUUUGGGAUACAAGGAUGUUUCUCGUGCCAAGUUAGCAAAUAUGAUUCCAGAUCCUGUGGUCACUCCCUCGGUAGCUCCAUCCUUGAAAGACGAAAUAGACAGAAAACCUGAAUAUCCCAAACCUGACACAAGCCAGAUGAUUCCUUUCCAGCCCAGGCAUUUAGCACCUCCCGGCAUGCAUCCAGUGCCCGGAGGAGUGUUUCCGGUCCCUCCAGCUGCUGUGAUCUUAAUGAAAUUAAUCCCUCCGCCCAUAUGCUAUCAGGGUCCCUUUGUACAAGUGGAUGAGCUCAUGGAAAUCUUUAGAAACUGCAAACUGCCAGACACUGCGGAAGACGCCAUGAGGCUAAUUACAGGAGGCCAGACAGACCUAGUCACAGAAGGCAAUGGCCCCUUAGAGAUAAAUGCUCUUCUCAACAAAUCAAUGAAAAGACCAAAUGAAGAUUCAGAUGAAGAAGUAGAGAAAGGGUCUGUUGUCCCUCCCACUCACGACAUAUACAGAUCUCGCCAGCAGAAAAGAAUCCGAUGAAAUCUCUUCAAAAUUGGGAAGAAAAAAUACAAAACAGACUUUUUACCCAACAAUUUUUUUUAUUAUUAUUAUUUUUUUGUAUUUUGCCUUGUAAACCUUGUGCUUUAAGAACAACUUUAUUGUUAGACAUCCUGGAAAUGAAUUCAUGUCACAGUGCCUCUGAUUCAUACGGUUUUAGGCAUAAAAAGAAAACAAAGUGGGGGAGAACUCUGAAAUAUACAAUACGAAAACCACACGUUUUGGGUAAAUACACCCUGAUUCUGUUUAUAUAUGUUCUAGUGUACAACUGGACGUUUGCGGGUAUUGAACAGGUUUUUUGUUUUUUAAUUUUAAAAACUGGAUGGCUUAUUAAUUGUGACUUUUUAAAUGCACCUUUCUUGACUAAGAGAUGCUUACAGUUUGCCCAAAUGGUCAUUCCCGCGUUUUAUCAUUUUUAUUGGUACUAGAAUACUAGAGUCCUUUUUUAAUUGUGGCUCAGAGGGGGUUUACAUUCCUGCAAAUGGAAGGACAAGAAUAUGUUGCGCCUCAUCCCCAUUUGUUUUUUUUGUUUUUUAAGGAGAGCUGCUAUUUUAACAUAACACUGUAAUAUGAAUGAAAUCCCUACCAAAUGCACACAAUUCUUUAACAAAUUAAUUUACAAAAGGGAUUCCUAGUUUUGAGCUAUUAUUAUUUUUGUUUGCAAACGGUUGAAAAACUAAAAGAAAAAAAAUCUUCUUAAAGACAAGAACACUAUAAUCAGAAGCAGCAAAAAGAAAUAAUAAGGUACAAUUAUAUCAUAACUGUGUCUCAUUGGCUCAAAACAAGGUGCCCAUUUUGAUUUCCAAUAUAAUCAAAAACAAAACUAUGAAAAAAAUUGCAUUUAAAUAUUGUGGCAGGUGAAAAUGUACUGCCUUCAGCUUGUAUUUUUGUUUAACUGUAAUAAUAAAAAUGCUAAUCUGUGUUUUUGUUUUUUUAAGCACCUUUACCUAUUUUGUUAAAAGAAAACAUUUGAUCUAUUGCAAAAUUACACUCCUAACGUGUGUAGGUUCACAUGAAACAUAAACUAAUUAGCUCAGCAUCUCUGGUCCCCUAUUUUGUCCGUGUCUGCCUAUCAUUUCCAGAACUAAAGUAUUCUUCUAAAUUCGAAUAGAACAAAAAGCAAAAUGCAUGUAUAAAAAUAUGGUAAAUAUUGUAUAUAAAUAGUGCCUGGCCAUGAUAAGUAAUGUGUUACUCGUUCUAUACCAAAUGCAAGGUUUGCUGCAUUUAGUUUUCAUUGUUUAAUAUCUUUAAAGGACAGUAAACAUCUUGAGAUUUUAAUUAACAUGUUUAGAUAUGCGUAAUAAAAUAACUUUGCAAUAUAUUUCAUUAUUUAGUGUAGUUUAACUCUGAAUCAUGGAUUAUCUCAUUGUCAGAGAUGGAAAUGCACCCAGCAGACUCUGCAAGACUAACCAUGCUACAUAUUUCCCUAAUUGGCUUCAACAGAUAAAAUGCAAAACAAUAUUUUUUAUACUAGAGAGAUGACUGUGUUUAGCCUUGUUUUCUGCCGACAAAUGCCCUUAUUGGCUCUUCUAAAUCAGGCAACAGGUGGAUUGAGUUUGGCUAUUGAGAAUAAUUGCUGCAAACAAUGUUAAUUUCUUUUAAAAACAUUUAAACUUGUUUUUUAUGAUAGCAACAUAAGUAUCUUGUAAUUUGGGACAUUACACACCUCUUAAUUUUGUGUAAUAAUUGUGUUAUGUCCCAAAUCCCAUAGAGAGGUCGAAAAGCAAAAUCUGUACCUAAGUCUUCAAAACACUGCAAAUUGCCUAACCAGCAAUUUGAUUUUCAGCAUUUGCAAUUACAGAAUUUGCUUUUUGACCUCUCUACGGAUCGUGAAACGAGCAACAUUUUUACACAAAUGCAAGCGGUGCCAGUUUAAUCUUGUGCUCUGUGAUGGUAGCAUCAAGUAACCACUAGAUGAAUAGGGACAUGAAAAAGUAAAGCGUAUCUUGAAAAUGAUCGCCUGGAACACUAAAUCAAGUCUCACAGACCUAACAAAGGGAAAGGGAAGACGUAAAGCGACACUCAUUUGGUGAGGCACAUAAGGCAAACAAGUUUGUUAGGUGAUAUAGAAGAUGUGACUGGCCUUGUUCACAUUAGAGACACCUCUAUAUGGUGAUCUGAUCUAUUUAGGUCCCCACAAGAGCUUGUGUAAAGCGUUUAAAGGGACAUAAUACUCAUAUGCUAAAUCACUUGAAACUGAUGCAGCAUAACUGUAAAAAGCUGACAGAAUAAUAUCACCUGAGCUUCUCUAUGUAAAAAAAGAAGAUAUUUUACCUCACAAUUUCCUCAGCUAACCAGAGUAAGUUCUAAGUAAAAAGUUAUGCUGCUGCUUAGCUGCAGGUAAAAAAAAAUGAAGAAAUGAAUGGCAGCCAAUCAGCAUCAGCAGUGCUGAGGUCAUGAACUCUUUUACUGUGAUCUCAUGAGAUUUCACUUAACUCUCAUGAGAUUUCAUAGUAAACUUCCUUAAACCGAAUAGGGAAAUAACAUGAGAGUGCACGCUGUCCCGGGACAGACAUACUGAUUUGCUGCUUAGAAGUCCUUUACAAUGGGAUGUGGCAACUGAGUAACUUUCUUUUUUACAUAGAGAUGCUCAGGUGAUAUUUUCUAGUCAGCUUUUUACAGCUAUGCUGCAUCACUUUCAAGGGUUUUAACAUUUGGGUCUCAUGGCCCUUUAACGUGUAUUGCCAGUGUGCUUUGGCCACCAUCAAUGGUUCAGGAGGUUUUCUUUAAAAGAUCCUCAUCAAGAGCUGUCAACUGUUUUCUUAUCCUUUUUACCAGAACCCCCCUCCUUGCCACACAUAUUCCACCAAAAAUGUCCAUGAAGCAGAAACUCCAACACUAAACACCUUGUAAUAUCAAGACAUUUCUGUUGCUAUAGAAUACCAUAUCAGCCAAGUCAUUUUAUUAAACAAAUGAACAUCCCUCUCUAUUGCAAUGGUUUAGCAAUAGCCAUACUCCAUAAUUUGCCUUGUUUGGAGUAGCCGAUCUGGGCUUUAGUCUGCUGACAACAAGACUUGUCAUGGUCAAAAUGUUAGUAUAAAAUGAUUUUUUUUUUUACAAUUAUCAGUUAAACCUAGUUAGGGAAAGAUAUGGAGCAGGGUUAGACGAGUCAGUAGGGUGUAUUCCAAGUUCUGAGAAUUAGAACAUCCUCCUCAAUUUUUACAAAAUUACAUGUAAAGGGGGCAAAAUAAUGAGAAUAUAUUGCAAAGUUAUUUCAUUGCUCAUAAAUGAAAAUAGACAAAAAAAAUCUCAAGGAGUUUGCUGCCCCUUUAAGUUCUUUGUUGAAGGUGGAAUGCAGACUUCAAGCUGAAUGAAAAUGGUUUACUAUAGUUUUACAGUGUGCAGUUUCCUCAUUUACUGAUCUGUUGUUCAGUGUUACCAGUUUAAAUGCCACUUUUCUUGUUUCUUUAAGCCACAAAAUGUGUAAAUACCCAUUGUUCUAUGUGAUUCUUGUCAUUAACUGUAAGCUAUGUCAGAUGUACAAUAAAGGUGUAAUAUCUUAA
Bombina bombina (fire-bellied toad) is the source of this 5813-nucleotide messenger RNA. RefSeq names its product cleavage stimulation factor subunit 3 (gene CSTF3). NCBI's taxonomy places the organism in Eukaryota, Metazoa, Chordata, Amphibia, Anura, Bombinatoridae. Gene Ontology annotation, biological process: mRNA 3'-end processing. Gene Ontology annotation, molecular function: mRNA binding; protein binding. Gene Ontology annotation, cellular component: nucleus. Bases 133 to 2292 code for a protein of 719 amino acids. The transcript is spliced from 21 exons. The record is from RefSeq and is a predicted model, not a curated record.